UUUAAAUUCGAGCUGCGAUAUCUGAAUGUUACAAAGAAACACGAUCUGCAAAAUGAGGCUGUGGCUGAUUUCUGCAUUCCUAGUUAGCCUCUCAGUUCUGGCCACUUCGCAACCGAGCGUAGUAAAAACAGCAAAUGAAUGCGCAAAGGAUAACAAAGUUCAACUUAAAGAUGCCAUGGGUAUUAUGAUGAAGUACAAAAUCAAAUCUAGAACACACAAUGUCAAGUGCUUCAUAAAUUGCAUAUUCGACCGAUUUCCUAUACUGGACGUUGCAAAGAAAAAAUUUAAAGCAGAGGACAAUCAAGUCUGCCUUUCUAUCAAGAAUGACGAUAAAUGCGAAGAAUCCUUCAGCAAAUUCGAGUGCUUUCUUAAACUCGAGAAAAAACUCAAUAAAAAUAAAGGACAAAGUCCUAAGUGAUUCAAGGUGAUCGAUUACUUCAUUACUGUGGAGAAAGAUUGGAAACCAUGACACACUUAUAAAGCCUUCCUUUGCUGAAAAUAUAUAUUGGAAUUUACUAUAAA
Molecule: messenger RNA, 522 nt
Organism: Drosophila subpulchrella
Lineage: Eukaryota; Metazoa; Arthropoda; Insecta; Diptera; Drosophilidae
Gene: Obp22a
Product: general odorant-binding protein 56a
Exons: 2
Coding region: 26-418 (130 amino acids)
Molecular function (GO): odorant binding
Source: RefSeq, a predicted model, not a curated record